This is a messenger RNA of Ectocarpus sp. CCAP 1310/34, 1188 nucleotides long. The record is from the annotation of a GenBank genome assembly. NCBI's taxonomy places the organism in Eukaryota, Phaeophyceae, Ectocarpales, Ectocarpaceae.
AUGUCACCCGCUCAAAUUGGUUUUGAGAAACGACCUGCUCAACACUGGAAUGUGGAUUAUGCUCGAUCAUGGUUUGCACGUAUUCUUCUGCAGUCAACGCGUACGACCGCCAGACGCAAUGGACAGAAACGAGCAUGCUGCCAGGAGCCCGACUGCACAACACGGCCAUCGUUCGGCGAAUACGGGAGCAAGAAGGCUGAGUUCUGCUCAAAGCACUCCAAGCCGGCCAUGGUUAACGUCGUCGACAAGAAGUGCUGCCACCCAGAGUGCCUUAAGUACCCGUCAUAUGGCACAGACGGGAGCAAGAAGGCGGAAUUCUGUGCCAAACACGCCAAGCCGGCCAUGGUUAACGUCGUCGACAAGAAGUGCUGCCACCCAGAGUGCCUUAAGUACCCGUCAUAUGGCACAGACGGGAGCAAGAAGGCGGAAUUCUGUGCCAAACACGCCAAGCCGGCCAUGGUUAACGUCGUCGACAAGAAGUGCUGCCACCCAGAGUGCCUUAAGUACCCGUCAUAUGGCACAGACGGGAGCAAGAAGGCGGAAUUCUGUGCCAAACACGCCAAGCCGGCCAUGGUUAACGUCGUCGACAAGAAGUGCUGCCACCCAGAGUGCCUUAAGUACCCGUCAUAUGGCACAGACGGGAGCAAGAAGGCGGAAUUCUGUGCCAAACACGCCAAGCCGGCCAUGGUUAACGUCGUCGACAAGAAGUGCUGCCACCCAGAGUGCCUUAAGUACCCGUCAUAUGGCACAGACGGGAGCAAGAAGGCGGAAUUCUGUGCCAAACACGCCAAGCCGGCCAUGGUUAACGUCUUCGCUAAGAGGUGUGGCUACCCAGGGUGCGUCACGUAUCCAUCAUACGGAACAGUCGGCGGCAAGAAGGCGGAGUUCUGCGCGAAGCACGCCAAGGAAGACAUGGUUAGCGUUCACGGAUACAAGAAAUGCGGCCAUUCAGGGUGCAUCAAGCAGGCAUUAUUCGGUAUGGCCGACAGCAAGAAGCCGGAGUUCUGUUUGCAGCACGCCAAGGCGGAUAUGGUGAACCUCGUUCGCAAGAUAUGUAUUCGCCCAGGGUGCAGCAAGUACACGUCAAUUGGUGUAGACGGCCCCACCAAGAAGAAGGCGGAGUUCUGCCCAAAGCACACUAGGGGAAGAAAGAAACGCCCUCGGGGGCGGCCGAGGAAGAAGUCGUAG